AUGGACAAAGACAACGGUUUCCCAUCUUCCAUUGGACAAAUGCACUGCAAUCCAGGAGUUGUGGAAUAUUCAAAGGAUAUUGAGGGGAAGGAGGCGCAACAUUCUCAUUUUGGGGAAUUAAGCAUUGAAGUAUUCGUGGAAGACGAAAAAGACGAAAUUAAACGGAGCAAAUGA
Psilocybe cubensis is the source of this 174-nucleotide messenger RNA. RefSeq lists its product as uncharacterized. The record is from RefSeq and is a predicted model, not a curated record. The coding region runs from base 1 to 174 and encodes 57 amino acids. The transcript has 2 exons. NCBI's taxonomy places the organism in Eukaryota, Fungi, Basidiomycota, Agaricomycetes, Agaricales, Agrocybaceae.